Clonostachys rhizophaga is the source of this 1536-nucleotide messenger RNA. NCBI's taxonomy places the organism in Eukaryota, Fungi, Ascomycota, Sordariomycetes, Hypocreales, Bionectriaceae. The record is from the annotation of a GenBank genome assembly.
AUGUUCGGUCACUUGGCGAUACUCUAUGCUGCGAGUUAUUUCGUAGCAAUUGAAGCCAACAGUACGUUACUGACAGGUGGCACCAUCAUCGCUUUCGAUGAGGGAGAAAACGCUCUUCAGGUUAUUCGAGACGGUUCAUUGCUCGUGACCGACGAUCGUAUCGCAGGAAUCUACCAAAGCGGGCAGACUCCAACUGAUAUCCCAGAACAUGAGGUUGUCAAUGUCACCAACAAGAUCAUAACGCCGGGAUUUAUCGACACCCAUCGCCACGGCUGGCAGACAAGCGUUAAAACACUGGCUUCUAAUACCACGCUGUGGGAAUACUUCGCCCGAUUCUCCGAGUUUGCUUCUGUUGGUGUUUUCUCGGCGGAGGAUGUGUACCUCAGCCAGCUUGCAAGUCUCUACGAGGCCGUAAAUGCUGGGGUUACCACCGUCCUUGACCACGCACACCACACAUGGUCAAACGAGACAUCCGAGGCAGGGCUCCGAGCGAGCAUUGAUAGCGGAGCGAGGGUCUUUUGGGCGUAUGCGUUUCACAAUGUGACGAAUUUUACCGUACCGGAACAGCUUGCGAACUUCAGAGAUCUUGCACAAAGGGACACAUUCAAAAACACUCCCACAAGCCUCGGAAUAGCCUAUGACUACUUUGGGGCAGACCCAGCAGAGCAAGUUCAAGAUAUUGUCAACUUGGCCACCGAAUUCAAUGUGUCGGUCGUCACUACUCAUACUCUCCAAGGACCUUUGGGAAUUUCGAACAGCCCAGAAAUUCUGGAUCAGCUAGGGCUUCUCACUUCCAGUAUCCCGGUUGUGUUUUCCCACGCAUCAUUCCUCACCUACCAAGAGCUUCAACUCCUGAAGAAAGCAAACCAGUACAUCUCCAUCACUCCCGAGUCUGAGAUGCACUUCGGCCAUACUCAUCCCCGCAGCCAUCUGGCGACGGAUCAAGCCGCCCUUGGCGUUGAUACGCACUUCACCUUCUCCGCCGAUAUUCUGACCCAGGCUCGGAUAUGGUUACAGAAAGUGCGAUACCUCAUCUUCAAUGGACCGCUGGAACUCUGGAGAGUGCCAUCGAACAACCCCAUGUCCGUCAACCAAGCAUUUUUGCUGGCAACGCGGAACGGCGGUCUAGCGUUGCGUCGUCCAGAUCUUGGAGUGAUCACAGAGGGCGCGAAGGCAGAUUUGCUCGUCUGGGAUGGCACCUCUCCAUCGAUGCUUGGCUGGAACGACCCGGUAGCGGCUGUGAUUCUCCACGCAAGUAUUGGCGAUAUUGAGCAUGUCCUUGUGGAUGGUAAAUUUGUGAAGAGGGAUGGUAAGCUCACCAAUACCGACUAUCCGACCAUCAAGGACAGGUUUCUGCAGAGCGCAAAGAGGGUCCAAAGUGUAUUCCUUGAGAGGCCAAGACCUGUUCCGGAGAAGGGCGAACACUUUGGAGGUGAAAAUGUAGGCGGCGAAUUGAUGGAAGUAGUACAGGUUGAUGUUGUCAGAGGGGAUGGAAGUGGCUAUGGAGUUGAGUUCUUGGAUAACUCCAAGCCAUGA